This is a messenger RNA of Psilocybe cubensis, 780 nucleotides long. Its product is annotated as putative oxidoreductase. The coding region runs from base 1 to 780 and encodes 259 amino acids. Lineage: Eukaryota; Fungi; Basidiomycota; Agaricomycetes; Agaricales; Agrocybaceae. The record is from RefSeq and is a predicted model, not a curated record. The transcript is spliced from 7 exons. Gene Ontology annotation, molecular function: oxidoreductase activity.
AUGCCCAGAAUUGGAUUCGGCCUCUUCGAAAACUACGACGCUCGCCGCUCAACUUUGCAUGCUUUCAAAGCCGGUUAUCGACUUGUAGAUUCUGCACAGAUAUAUGGCAACGAAAAGCAGCUUGGUGCAGCUAUUCACUCCUCAGGCCUCGACCGUGGCGAAUUAUUCAUCGUCACCAAAUGCGUCUCCAACACAGAGAGCUAUGACGCGACGCUCAAAGGCAUCGACGAGUCCCUCGAGAACCUGCAGACGAGCUAUAUUGACCUUUUCCUGAUCCAUGACCCUGUCGCAGGGAAGCGGCGCCGGCUCGAAAUAUACAAGGCGCUUUUGGACUGCAAAGCCACGGGUAAAAUCAGAUCUGUGGGCGUGUCGAAUUUUAACGUCAAGCACAUAGAAGAAAUUAAAGAAGCCGGGUACGAGCUCCCAUCCAUUAACCAGAUAGAGCUUCACCCAUUCUGCCAACAAAAAGCGAUUGUUGAGUACUGCAGAGCAAAUAACAUCGUGAUUCAAGCGUACUGCCCGAUUCUACGUGGAAACCUCGUCCAUCCCGCCAUCAUAGGAGUAGCCAACAAGCAUGUCCGCGACCCGGCGAAGAUCCUGCUCCGAUGGUCAUUACAACACGGAUUCGUGCCUCUGCCCAAGAGCGUGACGCCCUCUCGCAUACAAUCGAACAUCGACCUGUACGAUUUCGUGCUAGACGCGGAUGACAUGCACGCGCUUGAUGUCCUUGAUCGGGGAAGCAAGGGCGCUAUCAGUUGGAACCCAAUCGACGCGGAAUAG